GUGGAGUUUAUUUCUUUUCCCCCGUUGUGAUGGUCGCAAUUUUGAAAUAUGCUGGCUUAAUAAAGAAAACAGAUGCUGGAGAAAUACUGCUGUUAUUUUACGAUUAUAGCAUUUGUGGUUUUUUUUCCAAGCAGUCGAUUCAAGGGUUGAGAUUAAUUAUUUUGAAAUUCCGGAUUUAACUGGAUUUGAUUAGGAUGAGACUAAUUAGUUGUUUAUUGAUAUGUGUUUUCAGUUUUGCGUUAAGCAGUUUGGCAGCAUCAACAUAUGCUGAGGAUAAAGAGGACCCACCAUUAUCUCAUAUAGUUACAUUUGAUAUUCAACAAGGAGACGAAUAUUUUGGAAAGUUGCAGUUGGGAUUAUUUGGGUCAAUUGUACCAAAAUCCGUUCGAAAUUUUGUUGAAUUAAGUAAAAAUUCAGCAGGAUCUGGGUAUAAUCAUACAAUCUUUCAUCGAGUUAUAAAAGAUUUUAUGGUGCAAGGGGGAGACUUUGAGUUUUUCAACGGACGAGGAGGAUAUUCGAUAUAUGGGAAUACUAAAUUUGACGAUGAAAAUUUUUUUGUUGGUUUCAAGAAGGCAGGAUAUUUGGCGUAUGCUAAUAGUGGGCCUAAUUCCAAUGGAUCACAAUUUUUCAUAACCACGAAUAUUGAUGAGUGGUUAACAGGGAAGCAUGUUAUAAUUGGGAGAGUGUUGAAUAAGGAGAGUUUAAAAAUCUUGGAUAGGAUUCAAAAUGUUGAAACAGAUAGUAAUGAUAAGCCAUUGACGAAUGUCAGUAUCGUUGAUUGUACAGUUACUAAUUUGAUUGUAUCGGAGAAGUCUACAAGUGAGUAUUUGGAGAAAAUUCGACCCAAGCCUAUUAAUCAAACAUCGACGGUUUUAUUUUUUUUAAUUUUUUUCACAGUAGGAACAGUUGUAGCGAUUAAAUAUCGAAAUUACUAUUAUAAGAAUCAAUUAAAAAGAGAUUUAUUAUAUGAGGAUUAGAUAAGGAUAAAAGAUGAAGGAAGUUAUUAAUUUAUUAGUUUUAAAUAAAUAAAUAUAUAGGUAAAUCCAUAAACAAAAGAAAAUAAACAAGUAAAUAAGUAAAAACUGAACAAAGUAAAUAACAAAAAAUGAUAAAGAGAUAUAGAUAAAAAGAUAUAGAUAAAAACAAUUAGAAAAUUAAUUGGAAAUUAGAUUAUAACCUGAAAGAUAUUAAUGAAAAAGAAUAAACAUUAGAGUAAAAAGAGUAAAAACCAAUUAGAAAAGAUAUAUAGAUAUCUGCUUU
Ascoidea rubescens DSM 1968 is the source of this 1260-nucleotide messenger RNA. RefSeq lists its product as uncharacterized. Gene Ontology annotation, molecular function: peptidyl-prolyl cis-trans isomerase activity. Gene Ontology annotation, cellular component: intracellular membrane-bounded organelle. NCBI's taxonomy places the organism in Eukaryota, Fungi, Ascomycota, Saccharomycetes, Ascoideales, Ascoideaceae. The record is from RefSeq and is a predicted model, not a curated record. Gene Ontology annotation, biological process: protein folding; protein peptidyl-prolyl isomerization. Bases 195 to 977 code for a protein of 260 amino acids. The transcript has a single exon.